Tetrahymena thermophila SB210 is the source of this 1140-nucleotide messenger RNA. RefSeq lists its product as hypothetical. The transcript has a single exon. Lineage: Eukaryota; Ciliophora; Oligohymenophorea; Hymenostomatida; Tetrahymenidae. The record is from RefSeq and is a predicted model, not a curated record.
AUGAAAUAUAAUACUAAUUCAAAAACUAAAUUAUUUAUUUUAUUUGCAGUUUCUGCAAUUUCCAUUACAGUAGCAGCAAAUAAUGAUACUUGUAGUUCUCAUCUUGCAUUUGCUAAGGCAAGAAGCAUACUUACCUACGUACUUAAUUCAGAUAGUUAAGGUAAGUAAAAGAAUGAUGUUCUUCAAAAGUAAUUCCAAAAUGCUAACCCUACUAAUAAAACAAAGGAGGAAUUGGGUGUCUGCUUUCAAUAUGCUAAUUAAAACACUUGUUGUGAUCAAAAUAUAGUAAAAUUGAUAGACUAAGCUGCUUUAUUAAAAGUAAAGCCUCUCUAAUAAUCCAAAAGUGCUUUUCAAAAGCUAAUCAGUGUUUAUAUUGCUUAGGUCAAUAAAAAUUGCACUAGUAAUGUUCUUCCCUCUUCUCCUCUUAAUUUUGAUGAUAUUUUUAAAAACUCUACUCUUAAGAUUUUACAAUCUAACAGAACAGCUCAAGCCAAUUGCAAAAUUAAUUUUGCUAAGGCCAUUUCUUCAUUCACAAGGGGGGCUUUGUGCUCUAUUUGUGCUGGUGUUGAAAAAGUUAAUGACUAUUUCAAUGAUUAAGGUUAAUUAAAGAUUUCUCAGUCUUCUGUAAAUAUCUUUUAAUAAUAAACUGAUCAAGCUAUAUCUUGUUUUUCAAGCUUCUUAACUGCUUCUAACAUAGAAAUCAUUGUUAAGGAAUUAAAUGCUGCUUACAUCAAGAAUAAUAAUAUUUGUGGUUAAAACGUCCUUACAAAUAUCAAAGCAAUUUUUGCUAACUCUAAAGUUUUAAAUAAUGAUGGAAAAGGUGGUAAAAUAUGUAAGGGAACAACAGUCUUUGGAGAUAACUCUGCAUGUGAGAAAGUUUUGUAAGGAGAUUCAAAUCUUGAAUAUAACAAUUUAAGAUUUCUUCGAUUUGAUGACUAAGAUAUGAACAGAUUACUUUAAAGCGUUGAAGACUCAGUUGUUGAUCCAAAUGGUGUUAAUAUUUAUAUAACAAGUAACAAUGAUAAUUAAAUAGAUGAAAAUGGUAAUGGAAUUAUGGCUAAUUUUGAUGGAAUAAACACUAAUUUUGGUUUAAAUAAAACUAUUGGUGCUUUAUUUGGAUUAAUAUAUUUCUUAUUUUGA